UUCUUGUUUUCCAAGCUCAGCUACGUUCAAGUCAUUGAUAGAGUUUAGUAAUGCCUGUGAUCGGUACUGGACGUAGACGUGUUUAAGUUCUCAACUGGCGGCAGUUAAAGAACUCGUUUAAUAUUUAAAUUGAUUGCAGCUGUUAUUGGUGUUUAAAUAAUUAGCAAAAUGUUGCAUUUGACCAGCGCAUUUGUGAUUGCAUUGCUUAUGUUUUUAUACACUGUGUCCAACAUUUCCGCGAUUACUUAUGGUCGCUGCGUCUCACCAUUCAAUGGCAACGGUACCUGUGUGCAGUUAAUCGAGUGUCAAUUUAUUGUCGACAUCAUUUCCGGGUCAUUGAAUGCCGAAAAUGAGGAAAAACUGCGAAAAAGUCAAUGUGGCUAUGACAACACUUUCAAAGAUAAUUCGCACAGAAUUGUGGUUUGUUGUCCAGAUAAACACUUGAAAGAGCCAACUCCACAUGUAAGGACCGAGACGCAAGAGAGCCCUGGAAAUGUUUUACCCUUUGCUGGUGAAUGCGGAAGUUCGAUUACAGACUUUAUAUAUGGCGGUAAUAAGACACGUAUUUUAGAUUAUCCAUGGAUGGCYUUACUUCGAUAUAGAACACGUAAUAAUGAACUUGACUUUCUUUGCGGUGGCAGUUUGAUCAAUUCCCGUUAUGUGCUCACGGCCGCGCAUUGCAUAAGUCGUAGCAAUUCGAACAACGAACCAGUCUUGCAUAGUGUUCGAUUGGGUGAAUGGGACAUCAGGACCAAUCCCGAUUGUGAGGUGGACAUUAACGGCAAGAAGUCUUGCGCACCGCCAUUCACUGAGUUGGGCAUAGAAAAGGCAAUAGCACAUCCCAACUAUAUAAGCAGCUCAAAUGAGCAGUACUACGACAUAGCUUUACUGCGUCUGGAGCAAAGUGUGACAUAUACCGAUUUCAUACGUCCGAUCUGUUUACCGGCGUCUACCGAGUUGUGUAACAGCAUGUUCGUGAACAGCACAAUGGAAGUGGCUGGCUGGGGAGCCACAAAUAAACCCAAAGCCGCCUCAUCGCCAGUCAAGUUGGCUAUUAGUGUGGGGAUCUGGGAGACGGAUAAGUGUAAAAUCAUUUAUAGGUCGUCGAAUCGCUUAAUCAAUGGCACGCACCAAUUGUGCGCCGGUGGCGUGAGUGGAAUCGAUUCGUGUCGGGGCGAUUCUGGUGGACCAUUGAUGAUGCCCGAGUUAAUAAAUAAUCGCUUUAUUUACUUUGUGGCAGGCGUUAUUUCCUUUGGUCCAAAACCAUGUGGUUAUAACGGUUGGCCAGGUGUUUAUGCGCGUGUGGGUAACUACGUGGAAUGGAUAAAAGGUGCCAUCGAAUACAUUAUUUGUGAAUUCUCGGUAACAAUGAUGCUUAGGGCAAUUGAACUAUUGUUGUGGCUCUUCGUCGCUGUCUACAUACUGGCCGUAAACACUGUGCUGGUGAGUUAUGGCGUUUGCAAUACACCUUUCGGAUUUUCAGGUCAUUGCGUACCAUUGUCGGACUGCCCAAGUCUAUAUAAUCUACUUGCCCAAGCCAAUGACGACAAUGAUAUCUUUAAUCAUUUGCGUAAUAGUUUCUGCGGAUCUGACGUUAAUGCCACUUCGGGACCGGAUAGGACACGCGUCUGCUGUCGAGAUAAUCCAAAUGCUGAAAACAAAGAUAAGGAAUCAGGUAAAAUGUUGCCAACACCAGGCACUUGCGGAAUCACUUUCAAUAUGCGAAUUUUCGGCGGCGUAGAAUCCCAAGUGGAUGAGUUUCCUUGGUCAGCGCUGAUAAAGUACCAGAGACCAUACAAUGCCACAGCACUGAACUGUGCCGGCGUGCUCAUCAAUCAACGCUAUGUCCUCAGCGCUGCUCACUGUCUUAGGAAUCCGAGCAUACCGACCACGUGGAAGCUUGACAGCGUACGCCUCGGUGAGUGGGAUACCAGAACAGAUCCAGAUUGUUAUGAAACUGCCGAUGGCAAUAGAAACUGUGCGCCUCCAUAUGUGGAAGUAAAGAUCGAACGUAUUAUCGUCCAUGAUAAGUACAUACCACAUUCACAAUCGGAAUUAUAUGACAUCGCACUAAUACGCAUGGCGGCCAAUGUUAACUAUUCGGAGACCAUAAAACCCAUCUGUCUGCCACUUUCCAACGAUUUACGGCAAAUGACAUUUGUAAAUGAAUAUGCCGAUGUGGCUGGUUGGGGCCGCACAGAAGUGAGCACCUACAGUGCUGUGAAAAGGACCAUCUCACUGCUAAUUUGGGAUACGGACGCGUGUGCGCAAAGAUUCCAAACCAUACAAAUCCCAGUGAAUAAGACGCUGCAGYUGUGUGCGGGCGGACAGCCGAUGCAGGACACAUGUCAGGGCGAUUCCGGGGCGCCGUUGACGAUGCGUGGCCGUCUGAUGAAUUCCCCACACUUUGUGGUGGGCAUUGUAUCGUUCGGUAUGCAGCCUUGUGGUAUGGCCUCUUGGCCAGGCAUUUACACGCGCGUCACCUACUAUGUUGACUGGAUUUUGAACAACCUGGAGGAUUAACACUUGUUAGCGCUAUAUGUGCAGACAAUUUGGAGCAUUCUUUCCGAUAUAACAUUGAUUGCAUCAUCCGAUACUGUUUUGAAUGCGCAGCAGGUUCUCAAUGACGCCAGUCUGUGUACCGAAGCAAUUAUUUCAGAUGGCAUUAUACCUGAAAUCCCAACAGCUUCGUGA
Molecule: messenger RNA, 2694 nt
Organism: Bactrocera latifrons
Lineage: Eukaryota; Metazoa; Arthropoda; Insecta; Diptera; Tephritidae
Exons: 9
Biological process (GO): proteolysis
Molecular function (GO): serine-type endopeptidase activity
Source: RefSeq, a predicted model, not a curated record